UCUCGGGCAACAGGCGGCAACCUACCACUGGGCAGAGGCCUCGGGCAACAAGUGGCAAUCUACCCCUGGGCACGGGCUCGGGCAACAGGCGGCAACCUACCGCUGGGCAGGGGCCUCAAGCAACAGGCGGCAACCUACCCCUGGGCAGGGGUCUUGGGCAACAGGUGGCAACCUACCCCUGGGCAGGGGCCUCGGGCCACAGGCGGCAAUCUACCCCUGGGCAGGGGUCUCGGGCAACGGGCGGCAACCUACCACUGGGCAGGGGCCUCGGGCAAUAGGCAGCAACCUACCACUGGGCAGGGGCCUCGGGCAACAGGCGGCAAUCUACCCCUGGGCAGGGGUCUCAGGCAACAGGGGCCUCGGGCAACAGGUGGCAAUCUACCACUGGGCAGGGGCCUCGGGCAACAGGCAGCAACCUACCCCUGGGCAGGGGUCUCAGGCACUCAACGGGACUCUAGCUGGACAUUGGGUUCACGGGGACUCAACGGGGGCACCACAGGUAGCUAUACUCCGGGCACACCAUGGGGCGGUUCAAGUAAGGAUAGUCUAGGCGUGUAGUAGGGCAGUGCCUAACCCAGGUGGUCUGUGUGCACAACGGGGACAGUUCAGGACACAAGUGGUCGGUGCACACACCGGGGACAGUUCAGAAC
This is a messenger RNA of Staurois parvus, 650 nucleotides long. NCBI's taxonomy places the organism in Eukaryota, Metazoa, Chordata, Amphibia, Anura, Ranidae. The record is from the annotation of a GenBank genome assembly.